UACGCGACAGUGUCAGAUGGAACUGAUGACGGUGGUGGUCGAAUCGCUUAUUGGGAAUAUCGUCGAAACUGGUGGUGUGAAAAACGUGCUGUGACGUAUCGAAUGGAUAUUGCGGGAAGAAUGCUGCGCAGGGAGACGGCGACAAAGAAUCGGGCCACGAGCCAAUCAGUGGCAACCUGUCGCAACAAGGCCUGCAUGAUCACGGGGACCAACAAGAGGGUCAAAGACCAACAGAACCAGAAGAAGCAGCCAUUGGUCAGCACAUUUCGAAACAUGGACACCACAACGUCUGUUGACAACAUGGCCGAGGCUGGGAUGGACUACAGCAAGCACGUUCGCAGUAUCCGGCGGAUCGUCGUCUCGGACGUCAACCUCCUCCGGCAGCUCUCAGUAUCUGGAAGGCGGACGCUGGAAGAAGUAGAAGAGGGCCUAUUUCAAGUGCACAGGACGCACGGACACGUCACCACGAGGACGCACGAGCUCAUGUACAGGUUGCAGGAUAUGCUCCUCGUGGAAGAAUGCAAUCGUCUACGGAAGCAGAUGAGCAAAAUCUCCAGCCUGCCACCCGACAAAAAGAGUGACAAGAUCAAGGAGAGGGAGCAGCAGCUCAUCUGCCGCAUAGUGAGGAUCGUCAACAAGAGGGACGCUAUCUUGGCUGACCUCCACAUAGAGCAGAUGAGAGGAACUGAUGAGCAAGAACAAAUCGACAAAGAGUACCAGAAGUGGAAGAGAGAAUGGACCAGGAUGUUCCACACUCCAGUCAUCAAGGAGCCCAACAAGCCCUCGGUCUUCAAAUCCGUCGGCAAAAGACUGCUCAACAAUAAGCAGCGGAAGAACGGCAAGAGCUGAAGGGCGCCGAUCAACUCUCCGUCGUACAUCCCCCUCCUACCUCAGUCACCUCCAGCAUCAGUGACCAACGAGAGACUGCAGUGUGCGUGCUGGGAUAGUGAUGUGUGACCCACACUUGAUACGUGUUGGUUAUGAAGACAGGAUUCAGCGGAGUCAUUAUAGUGUGGACUUUAAAUGCUGAGAUAUUUGUAUUAUCAACUGCUGAGGCGUCAGAAUCUCAGCAGCAACCCAGAACCAAAGAGAAUUACGAGCGUACGGGACUUCGGAGAUCACGAUGUCCAAUGUGUGAUAUGUAUAGUUUUGUCUUUUGAAUAGAGAUGCAUGCCAUGUUCAAGGAACACAAGCAGCCAAAGAAUGCUAAUUUUGUAAGCAGGACCUCAAUGUGUAACUACUUUUACAAGCUGAACAAACUUUACACUAAUUAUCGAAACAAACUACACGGACCAGCGCAACGUGUAAUUCAAAUAUUAAACUCAAGCGCAUGUUAGUGUUGUGACAGUCUGCAACAUUAAUUAUGCUGUAUCUCAAGCAAUGCAGCGGUUAUUCUUCGUGUUGAUGAAGCAUUAACAGUGUAAUAAAUAACCUGCAACGAGUAAAUUUUUUAGCAUCAUUUUCACCGAUGGUUGUUCAGCUGCCCUUUCUUACAAUACGGUGUAUUCUUGACCAAGGGAUGAGUUGUGGCCAUGUUGACGAUGCGUGAACAAUUUUUUGUAACAAAUGUGUUGCUCUUGAUGUAAAUAAGUACAGAUGACCAUUUUUUUUAGAAGACGCCAAUUUUAAUGUUGCCUAAAGCCACGGUUCCGUCAUGCAGUGCUGUUCAAUAAAUAUUGCAUAAAAGUGG
Molecule: messenger RNA, 1690 nt
Organism: Ornithodoros turicata
Lineage: Eukaryota; Metazoa; Arthropoda; Arachnida; Ixodida; Argasidae
Exons: 7
Coding region: 103-849 (248 amino acids)
Source: RefSeq, a predicted model, not a curated record